This is a messenger RNA of Drosophila mauritiana, 3612 nucleotides long. Its product is annotated as lachesin-like. Bases 1 to 1356 code for a protein of 451 amino acids. Gene Ontology annotation, cellular component: neuron projection. Lineage: Eukaryota; Metazoa; Arthropoda; Insecta; Diptera; Drosophilidae. The transcript has 8 exons. The record is from RefSeq and is a predicted model, not a curated record.
AUGUUCGAAACCCAACUUAACCUGGUGUUAAUUCCACAACCAUAUGAUCCCGUGAACCUGCGUUCGUUGAAAUCGACACCAACAUUGGACCAUCUUAACGCUCGGGUCGCCUGGAUUAAGGCCGAUGCCAAGGCAAUUCUGGCCAUUCACGAGCACGUGAUAACCAACAAUGAUCGAUUAUCGGUGCAGCACAACGACUACAACACAUGGACGCUCAACAUACGCGGCGUCAAAAUGGAGGACGCCGGCAAAUACAUGUGUCAGGUCAACACGGAUCCCAUGAAGAUGCAGACGGCCACCUUGGAAGUGGUCAUCCCACCGGACAUUAUAAACGAAGAGACCUCCGGAGACAUGAUGGUCCCAGAGGGCGGAUCCGCCAAGCUCGUUUGCCGAGCACGUGGUCAUCCGAAGCCGAAGAUCACGUGGCGACGCGAAGAUGGCAGGGAGAUUAUUGCCCGCAACGGCUCGCACCAGAAAACCAAAGCACAAUCGGUGGAGGGCGAAAUGCUGACGCUGUCGAAGAUCACGCGAUCGGAAAUGGGCGCCUACAUGUGCAUUGCCUCCAACGGAGUGCCGCCGACGGUGAGCAAGCGGAUGAAGCUACAGGUGCACUUUCAUCCGCUGGUGCAAGUGCCAAAUCAAUUGGUCGGCGCCCCGGUCCUUACGGAUGUCACAUUAAUUUGCAAUGUCGAGGCAUCGCCGAAGGCCAUCAAUUAUUGGCAGCGCGAGAAUGGUGAAAUGAUUAUUGCCGGCGAUCGUUACGCGCUCACCGAAAAGGAGAAUAAUAUGUAUGCCAUCGAGAUGAUUCUGCACAUCAAGCGGCUGCAGUCAAGCGAUUUCGGCGGCUACAAAUGUAUAUCGAAAAACAGCAUUGGCGACACGGAGGGCACCAUCCGUCUAUAUGAAAUGGAGCGUCCCGGGAAGAAAAUCCUCCGUGAUGAUGAUCUCAACGAAGUGUCGAAAAACGAGGUGGUGCAGAAGGACACGCGCAGCGAGGAUGGCUCACGCAACCUGAACGGCAGACUCUACAAGGACCGCGCUCCGGAUCAGCACCCGGCCAGCGGGAGUGACCCGCUGCUCGGACGCGGGACAAUGCGGCUAAUCGGGACAUUUCUAUUAGCCUUAUUGGUAUUAUUCACGGCGCUGGACGAGGCCUGGCCAACAACAUUGUCCUGCCGCACAAAAGGCGGCAGACAAAAGAAGGCCAAGGAAACGAGCUGGAACGGGCGGCGGGGCAGGGACGGCAGAGAGGAUGGGCACGCGGCUGAGUGGAGGCAGUGCUGGGAGAGAUCGGCGCUUAGUUGGAGGCGGUCAGCGCCUCCGGAGUUAGAUUAUUAUAGCUUAAUUCAAUUGUAAUUAUACAAACAAGAUUAUGAUGCAAGGGGCUCCUGCUCCCGAGUCCCGCUCCUCACUCACACACACGCUCACACGGGCCAGGAAACGAAGGCAUUAAUCAAUGGGGAUGGCGGGGCACCACCACUUCACUGGCUAAUCAUCUACGCCCAUGCUAAUUGCAAGGGGGGACGGGACAGGGCUAAUUGAAUGCAUAUUAAAUCAAAAGGAAGAGAGAAAACUAAAGUGUCGUAGUUAAGUGGAAAAGAAAACUCGUUUAAAUGUUACCUCGUUAGUGGAAAAUGAUGGCAAGGAAACCCCCAGUCCCCCACAACUGGACGUCAACUAUAAACCAUAUUACGAUUAAAUGGUGUUCGGCUCUUUAAAUGGCUUUAGCUACUAUAAAGUAAACAAAAGUACGCCCGCAGAAGGACAUUUGCGUACUAUAAAUAUUGAUUACGGUAAAGACAUUGAUACGGAUAUUUCUACAUGUCUAUAUAAUAAGUAACGUUUGUUUCGUUCAAAUAAGACCCUAAUUUGUUGAGUUCGUGUUUCUAGAUGAAAUAUACAUAUACACGUAUACAUGAAUCUAUAUGUAUUAGGUGUUUAAUCAGAAGUUCUGUAUAUAUAUUUAAGGCGCCUGCUCAAAGAGAAGGACAUCCGCGGCUAAAGAAAUACGUUUAGACGAUCCUUGCAUAUCGUAAGCUGUAAAUAUUUACACCCUUAGUGAACCCGAGAAAGUUUCGUUGUUAUUAUGGUAAAAAUGGUUCUAUUUUGGAUCCCUUUGUUGUCACCUUCGUUCUCACGGCUCAAAAGACUAAUACGGCCCUAGAUUUAAGCCAUAUUUGGAAUCCCAUAAGCAUAGUAUCCGCCAAUGGUGUGUGUGUGCGUGAUUUUAGCUUAGAAAAUUUAACACGACUAAUGUUCUUAUACUUUAAAAUAUCUACAACACUGGAAUGUUAGAUUCAAUUUUGAUUUCGGUGUGUUGAGUUGAAGUCUGGGCACUCUAAACUCGAUACAUUGGGAAUUGCAUGUGGUAUAAAAAACGCAAUAACGUGCAUACUUUCAGGCGACUUUAAAUUGUUUACUAUGUAGGAAAGCAUUAUUAUACUUUUGAAAAUUCUUGAUUGUUUGAAUGUAGAAAUUCAAAUAGUUCUUCAGACCUUAUUUUAUUUAUAAAGGAUAUUUGGGGUCCUUCAAUAUUAGAUUUGCGACAUACAUUUCCUAACGCCAGACUCACACACACACACACUGAAGCCAGUCGCAUACUUGUUUCCGUAUUACUUAUGUGUGCGUGUCCAGCUCAAUUCCAUGUUUAAAUAGAACGUAAAGCAAAGGAAAGGAAAUCAGAAUAAACAGAAAUAAAUGUGCCAAAAGCAUUAAAAGCAACUCGAAUUAAAUCAGUGCGCGAGGCGAAGAAAAUAAGCAGAGGUAAUACCGAAUAAAAUGUGUGUGUUCAUAUCUGAAAUACAAAAUACAAAAUACAAGAUACAAGAUACAAAAUACAGUAAUACCCAGACAUAUGUAUAAUCCGCAUACCCAACUCCGUUCCCCCAAAAUCCAGUUGGUAAGAAUUAUUUGAAGGCCGACUACUCAGAUGUACUCUGACUCAUAUAUACGUACCAAAAAGCAAACGAAGGGAGUAUAAUACAUUUUAAAUUUAAUGGAGAUAUGAAUAAAGUAAAGUUAAUUAAAUAUAGGGAAUAUUUUUUUUUGCGGGUACGCGAGUAACGUAAUCGCCUAGCAAAUCAAAGUUACGUUUAACCUACACGUGUAAGGCAAGGAAAAUAAUGAUGAACUCAUCGAAAUGGAAUCCCACAGGCCAUCGCAUUGUUGAAAAAUGAUAACUACGAGUACAUUUAGUGGAAAUUGCGGGCGGGGAUGGCAGGCAAGGUAAACUAACCUAUAGUAAAACUUAAGAAUUAACGAACUAAGCCAGAAAACCAUUCAAGUCAUAAAGCAUUCAAUGUCUACGCUACAGCCAUACGAAAAUAAACCAUAAACGAGAAGAGUAUACAAAUAUUUGACAACUACAUAUCCAAUGAGAAUAUCCAACAAUUUCAAGAUGUAAACCCCAUGUAAAACAAAAACGAAAGUUUGCUGCGUAAUAAUGCGAAAUUCCAUGAUUCUUGAUUCAACAAAAUAACGUAAAGAUAAAAUAGCAUUUAGUUGGAUUUGUGUUUAUGUAUGUACAUAAGAAAUGAGCGAAAACAAGUGUUUGUACUGUAAAAUCUGAUAAUGAAACUGAAUAUUCAAAACGCGCAAUCGAAAAGACCCCAC